Molecule: messenger RNA, 1262 nt
Organism: Ochotona princeps (American pika)
Lineage: Eukaryota; Metazoa; Chordata; Mammalia; Lagomorpha; Ochotonidae
Product: serine protease 42-like
Exons: 5
Coding region: 18-1103 (361 amino acids)
Biological process (GO): proteolysis
Molecular function (GO): serine-type endopeptidase activity
Source: RefSeq, a predicted model, not a curated record
CACCGCGAGGGGGCGCCAUGAGAGGCGCUGCCGGUACCAUGGCCUGGGCCGGCGGCGGCUCCCUGGGCUUCCUGGCCUGGCUCUUGCUUUUCCAAACUCAGCUCACGGAGGCCCAGGAAGCCCGGGCGGGGACUCAGACGCCACCUUUCCCGUCACCUCUCCUCUCAGAGGGCCACAGCAGAGACCCUAGAGCCAGCUGGUGGGAACCGCUGGCUCUAGGGGUCUCGGGAUCCCUGUCGACCCCCAAGGCUGGGGAGAACAACCUGAGUUUGUUGGCCUUUGACUCAGACUGUGGCGGAUCACUUGUGAAGAUCGUGGGUGGAGCAGAAGCCAUGGAGGGGAAGUGGCCCUGGCAGGUGAGCGUGCGGUUCGAAGACAAGCACUUGUGCGGAGGCUCUCUGAUCACCUCACAGUGGGUGCUGACUGCGGCCCACUGCAUUUUAAGUAAGACCCGUUACAGUGUCAAAAUGGGUAGUCGAAGCAUCCAUAAGGAAGACAUCAGCCUGGUGAUACCUAUCCGGAAAAUCGUUGUACACCCUGGCUUCAGAAAAACUAGAACCGUGAGAAACGACAUCGCCCUUCUCUUCCUCUUCCAACCAGUGAAUUUUACCUCUGCCAUUCAAACAAUCUGUGUCCCUUCAGAGAUCUUCUGGGUGGAAGCUGGGACCAACUGCUGGGUGACUGGAUGGGGCAAAACAUCACAGCACGCGAGUGCCAAGCCUGCAGAGAUGCUGCAGGAGGUGGAGCAGGAGAUCAUCCACUACAAACAGUGUAAUGAGAUGCUAAAGAACGCCUCACUCUCCAACAAAGACCUAGUCGUGGAGGGCAUGAUCUGUGGCUAUAAGGAGGGAGGAAAGGAUGCCUGUCAGGGAGAUUCUGGGGGCCCCAUGAUGUGUGAAUUUAAUAAAACGUGGGUCCAGGUGGGGAUUGUGAGCUGGGGCAUUGGUUGUGGUCGUGAAAAACUUCCUGGAGUCUAUACAGAUGUUCGCUUCUACAGUAAGUGGCUGAUCUCAGUGGUGAACCAGGCUGCCCAUAUCUAUCCAGGGGUCUUUCUCUGCCUCCUCCUGGGUCUGGUGCUGCUCUAUAGCAUAGCAUCCUGGUGAUCUUGGAACAAGGUCACCAUCACAUCCACUCCCCUCCUGCUUCUGAGUCUCACACUUCCAUGUCCUCUCCCUCCCAACCUCGCAUUUCUUUCCAAUGAUCUUGCCUCACAUUCUGGUUUGGGAUCUAUCAACUCCAUGGAGAUUCAUAUAGUAAAGUGU